GGUACUUCCCAAGCCGUCCAACUUCCGGGUUGUCCAUCCGCUAAAAUACACGUGAAAACGGUUGACAUUGCUGAACCUUGGUGGAAGAUGGAGUCUUUUUGAGGAUCACUCAUUAUACAGAGGAAAUGUGAGUAUAGAGGUUAUGGUCCGUAGUUAAUGGUGGUUAUUAUUGAGCUCUUUCCAUGCUUGAAGAGGGCUUGUUAAUCCGAUGACUAGCUAGCAUACAUCUCACUUUAGCUUCAUGUAGCGUCUGUAUCUGUUUAUGUCCCAUCACCGCCAUUAAGGGAGAGCGGGGUAAGAUGAGCCACUUUUCAUAUUUCUACAUCAAGGCAAUCAUAGUUUUGUCUCUAACUAGUGUAUCUGCAUAUAUUUCAAGAUGUUGUGCAUCCCUGCAAACCAACAGAAUGAGUGUAAACACAACUGUCUUGAUAAUGUAGCAUGCCAACAAAAGUGGUCUCCUAUGGUCAACUUACCCCAGCCCUCUCCCACCUUCUCUCUCCCUAAAUAACAGUCACUUCUUCACAUUCAUGUGUAUUUUUAUCUAUUAUACUCUAUUCAACUGGUACAAUAAUUGUUUUUAAUUAGUAUUGCAUAUAACUGCCAAAAAGCUGUUUUGUAAAAAGCCACUUUUACAUGAGAAUGCCUUUAAGUGAGUCAGACACAAUUCUAAUAAAAGUUAUGACGGACUCAAUUUACUUUCAGGGUGAAAGAUGUUUUUUUUUGUAAAUAAAUGUCUAACCCCUUCAUCCAUGUGCUUCUAACCUUCACAGACUCCAUGAAUUGAUGCCCAUCUCCUAAAUAUUUGGUCACAUGAUCAAUUUCUUUGACCAUUUCCAAGAAACAGGGGGUGGCUCAACUUACCCUUUGGCUAAACUUACCCGACUCUCCCCUAAAUGUUAAAAUAAUAUCCCCACACUUGUAUACAGUGAUAGUUUGUUCAGCUCUUCUCUGCUUUAGUGAAAUGUUUUAGCUUUUUUUAUGAAUUUCAAUGCAGUAAUUAUCUGAUUUUGUUUUUUUCCCCCUCAGAUUCACCAUGACUUCCUCAUGUGUAAAGCUGUGUCUCCAAUGCAGAAGUCUUCUUUGCUCUAAGACAGUGGCAAAUUCCUGGAAGUAUGCUACUCAUUGCACUGCUGUUCCAGGGAUCCUGGUCAAUUUCCCGCAAAGAUUCUCAAUGAUCAGUGGGAAUCACAAAACAACUCAGAUGAACUUGAAGUGGAAACAACAGAUGUUGUUUUAUAGUACCCUCUCUGUCGAUCCACCGACUACAGAGACCAGAGAAAAUAAGGAUUCUGAGGAGCUUCCAAAAGCUGAUGUUGUAGCGUACCAGAACCCAACGCUGCCAAUCAGAGAUGCAGUGCCAGCAACUGAGAGCGAGCUGUCUUUAGGUACUCAAUGUUUUCCUUUUUUUACUUGACUUAUGAUCUGUCGUAACAUGUAAUGUUUUUCCAGAAAGAAUUCAAGGUCACAUUAUCUUCCUUAUGCUCCAGAUCUAGAUGCUGCGGUUGAAUUUUCUGCAUUAGAGGAGAUCAGUAAUGAAGAGGCUGUCGGUAUAUCUGUUCCCCCUGCCUUGCCUCCAGCCUCCACAACCCUGAGAGACUACGUUGACCACUCUGAGACACUAACCAAACUAGUUCAACUAGGUAAUUAAACCACAGACUUUAGAUAUGUAACAAAAUUGAUAUUAAAUCAGAAUUACUUUUAGUUUAAAGCAUAUUAUCAAUGAUGUUACAAUGAUGACAGGAUAAAGUUUACUUUUUUUUCUUGUUCAUCCUCUUUAUGCAGGUGUAAACUUAUGGAAGCUUGAAGAGAAGCCCAAUGUGGGCUCCAUGCUGUUGAGGCUCAAUUUUGACACAGAUGUGGCCCCAAGGCUGCUGUUUCUCAAAGAGGUCGGAGUGGAGGACUCUCGUUUUGGCUAUAUCAUCUCACACAACCCUUUCUUUCUCACACAGGAUAUGGAAAACCUGCGGGCAAGGUGAAUAAGGGGAUCUUGGAAAGAAAAUAUUUUAUACUUUUUUACAUAGUAAAUUCUAUCAGUCUGAAGAGUUGUCAUGUAUAUCUUCUUAUGAGUGACUGAAACUCUGAUUUAUUAAUAAUGUUCUUUGUUUUGUUGUUUGUAAAGAGUGAACUACCUUAAGUCCAAGAAGUUCACCUCUGCGAUGGUUGCAUCCAUGGUGUCAAGAGCUCCAUUUCUGCUGAACUUCAGUGUGAAGAGGCUGGACAACAGACUGGGUUUCUAUCAGCAGCAACUCAAACUCAGUGCCACUAAUGUGAGCAUCUUUUAGCAGAAAUAAUGAUUUUCAGUGUACAGUGUCUUAAGAAAAGAACAGGUGACUUUGUUGUUCAAAAUGAGAUGAUUUAAUUAUAGUUUAUGGUUUUUUUUUUCUUUUUUUAGACACGGGAGGUCGUAGCUCGCCUGCCCAGAUUACUGUGUGGAAGUUUGGAGCCAGUCAAGGAAAAUUUAAAGGUAUUGAAUUGUAAUUAUUGUUAUAAAAUUGUAAACUCAUAGAUUUGAGGUGCUAUGUUCAAAUGCUUUUUGUCAAUGUCUUCAACAGGUGUGUGAAAUAGAGCUUGGCUUCAAGCAGAAUGAAAUUCAACACAUCGUUCUUGCUGUUCCUAAAGUGCUGACAGCCAAUAAAAGGAAGCUAACUCAAAUAUUUGACUACGUUCACAAUACCAUGAAGAUACCGCAUCAUCUGAUUGUCAAGUUCCCACAGGUACAUCGACCACUAUUAUUACUUUCAUUUCUUGCUUUUUAAUUCAAGAGUUGAUUUAAGCUUUAUAGUUGUACGUUUGAUAUUUCCUCCUAUAGCUCCUCAAUGCCAAGUACUUGCGCAUCAGAGAGCGCCACCUGUUCCUCGAAUACCUUGGCAGGGCUCAGUAUGAUCCAGCCCUGCCCAACUACAUCGCUCCAGACCGCUUAGUGUCUCUUCCAGAUGAGCUUUUCUGUGUUGACCUGGCUCUGGCCACUUUGGAAGACUUUUAUUUGUUUCAAAAGACACUGUGAUUCAUCAUGAAGGGACUUUCAAACAGACCUCAAAACCAAGCUGUGGAAGACACAGAAUAAAAAGAUAAGUACAUAACAGGUAUCAAUGGUGAUGCAGGAACUGAUUUGUUUGUAUUGUAAAUUUGAUGUUAAAUAAAUGUACAGUGUGUCUUCUGCCAAGAAUUGGAAUCUGUGAUGCCGUGUGUCUCCAGGUGUUUAUUUUGCUACAUAAUGAAACAAUAAAUGUGAGAAAAAAAUGAACUAGUUUGUGGCACAUCCAACAUUUGAUUCAGCUAGGAAAGUGCUUACAAAUGUAUAGUUUUUAAAGAUCAUCUAUGAAAAACAGUGUUUCUAAGUUUUAGAGAGAAAAGAUUCAGCUUUUUAGUGGUGGAUUGCAACUAAUUUUACACACACUAAUGUAUCUUUAACUGCAGACCCCAAAUACUUGCUGUUGUGAUUUGUGUUUUUAUUCUCGUUCUAAAUACAUUUUAAAGUAAAGAGGUAUUUUUACAGUCAUACCUUGCAUAUGUAUAAGUAUAGUUGAAAACCAUCCAAAAUACUCUGGUAAUUGUUAAACCCUUUCUAUUGUUUUUGAUCUAGUGUUUCUAAUUUUGCAUGACCAGCCAUAACAUAAACGUCUUGACAAUCUAAUGCAACUAAAAAUAUAAGGAACACCUUCCAGUAUUAAACAAUAUUAAAAUGGAAAGACACAGUGUAUGAAUUUAAUUGUAAGUUUCAAAUAACGAUAACGUUAUUAGAGACUUAUUUAAGUCACU
Messenger RNA from Xyrichtys novacula (pearly razorfish), 3759 nucleotides. The record is from the annotation of a GenBank genome assembly. NCBI's taxonomy places the organism in Eukaryota, Metazoa, Chordata, Actinopteri, Labriformes, Labridae.